UGUCAACGUACGUUCACGUGCCCACGCCAAUUUCCAACCUAUUCCUUUUCACCAUUCGGUAAUCACACCAGGCAACCGUUCUUCCAAAUUACGUGAUCUUUCGAAACGAAAUCCACGUGAAAAAUGUCAGUGAAAAGUCAUCCAUUUACCUCUACUGAGGAAAUUAUCAAUUUUGAGACGGGAGACACAGCUGUGAUACUCUCAGGUUACGUCGAUAAGAUUGAUGGGAUGAAAACUGUCAGCAAUGGAAAAAAAACUUUGCUAAAGUUCGUAAUGAACAAUGGGGAUGGAGCGAGGAUUCGUGUACUGAUGUGGGACAAUGUCACCAAGGUCAACUCACCGAAAAUUUCUCAUUACCAGAAAAUGUAUAUCACUAUGGGUUGCAUUACUCCUGUCAAUACUGCUUAUCAUGGGAACGAAGACGUUGUUGAUGUGGAGUUCAACGUUCAGGCAGCGAGCACCAUAAAAUAUCUGGGAAGUCUCGAUGGAGCUGGAAUAAUUGUCCCAGAAAAUUACCCUGAAGUUGCCAUGGAAACUCUACUUCGUCACCAAAACGCUCCAGUGUCAGUUACUGGAUUCAUCAAGAGUCCAUUCGUUGAAGUUGUUCAUUUCUCAGCUUCGUACGGUGGAGGCAGCAUUGUCAAUGGCAAACACAGACUCGCUGUCCAAAUUGCUAUUUUCAAGGAGACGAAAGAGAUUAAGGUUGGAACCUGUGUCAAGCUCAUGGGGAAACUGAAGUCCAGGGUCUUGAAGACAAACAAGGCAUAUCCCGAGUACUACUUCGAAGUUCCAGACAUGAGUCAUGUCGUUUUGAUCCAGGGUAAAACGACUACGGAGGAAGAAAUGUCAAAAGCGAUCAUCUCAGCGACCUCUAAACGCUACUCGACUGGAGAUUUACCGGAACCAAAACGUUUCUCGAACGGUCAGGGUGUAGAAGAAAUUCAGAGAGCGAUGUCAAUUGAGAAGAAUGACUAAGUUCAAAGGGGUAUUAUUAUCUGUACUGUUAUUUCAACUGAGAGACAAUAUUUAUUGCUGUUAUCACUAAUCUUUUCGUAGAUUUUUCUCAAAUUAAAUUCCCUGUGAUUUCAUGGAGAUUGAGAAAAAAAUUUUCAAGAGAACAAUCAUAAUGUAAAAAAUAAUUUCGUCACGUAAAGGACUUAACUUUCUAAAAAAAAAUUAUUCGAGGCUAGAAUUUCAUUAACUUAGAGAUGACUAGAGAAAGACUAGAUUUGUCGAUAACUUCUUUUCAAAGACUAAAAAACUAUAAAUUGACUAGGGCAGUAUUUCCUUAACCUAAACUCGACUAGAGAAAGACUAGAGACGUAGAUUAAUUGGAAACUCCAAUUUGUGACAUUCAUUCGUGAAAAAUAAUUUAAUUUAUCAAAAUAUAACUAAUCGUUAUAUGCAAGGGCCAAAUGUACAAAGCACUAGAGCAGUAUUUCCUUAACCUAAACUCGACUAGAGAAAGACUAGAGACUUAAAUUAAUUGGAAACUCCAAUUUGUGACAUUCAUUCGUGAAAAAUAAUUUAAUUUAUCAAAAUAUAACUAAUCGUGAUAUUCAAGGGCCA
Molecule: messenger RNA, 1569 nt
Organism: Diachasmimorpha longicaudata
Lineage: Eukaryota; Metazoa; Arthropoda; Insecta; Hymenoptera; Braconidae
Exons: 3
Coding region: 124-975 (283 amino acids)
Source: RefSeq, a predicted model, not a curated record